CUGGCUAGGAGGAUUACGUACCAUACGAGCACGUUAAUAACAUCAGCGUGCUCCACGGCGAUCUUGUCCGAUGCAGGAUUGGACGCGGGCGGACAAAGCGCCGGAGCUUUUCACUUGCUUAAUCAUGGAGCCGUCCGCUUGAAGCAACUCUCCCUUUUAUCCCCCCUCUCUCUUGUGUGCUGCUGCGGAUGAGAGCGUUCAACCCAAAUCCAAGCACUCGCGCUGCGUGAUCAAAUCCACCCCCGAUUCAUCUCGGAUUCCCUCCCACUCCGGUUCAUGGCCGCGCUAAUGCAGGAUCCUCCAACGCAAGCUCAUCCCGUAAUCGGAGUGAUUAGGUAGGCAGCCCUAUAAAUCACGGACACGGGACACCCCACCCACCCCACCAAGAAUCCACACUCUCCCGAAGUCCCGACUCCACUCGCCACUCCCGCCGGCCUCCGCAUACGCCCGGCGCCCGCCGGCAGCCAAGUAGCCAACAAGCUACACCACCACGCGCGCACGCCACACUGACACGCCCACGCACCCACCGCACCAAGCAAGAAAGCAGCCGGGGCGGCGAUGGAGGAAGGGCUGGACGCCGCGGUUCCGCCGCCGUGCCGGCUCGGCGGCGAGGCCGGGGCUGCGCCGGGGCCCGGCCGCCAGUGCUGCGGCGGCUGCGGUGGGUGCGGGCUCGGGCUCGCGUGGCUGGUGCGGCGCCUGCGGCGGCGGGGCAGGCGGGCGCUGCGCUCCGCGGCGGCCUCGGCGGCGUCGUCGCAGCAGCGCCGCCGCGCGUGCCAGUACGACCCGCUCAGCUACGCGCGCAACUUCGACCUCGGCGGCUGCGACGGCGACGCCGACGACGCCGCGCGGGUCUACUACGGCUGCUCCUUCUCGUCCCGCUUCGUGCUCGUCCCCGCCGCGUCGCAGUCCGCCGGCGCCGUCUCUGCCGGCGCUGCUCAAGCAGCGGUCGCGACUGCUAGCUAGUACCAGAUGGAUGUUAAUUAGAGUAGGUGGCCGGUUUGAUCGCUGCAUCAUCCUCUUGUCGUCCCUGUAAUUCAAGGGGAAACAUGAUUAUAUUGUACAUACGCACUGAGCAGCCCGGUGAUUCUUGGUUUCUUGUCACAAAUCACUCAUCUGUUUAUGUGUGCAAAAUUUUCCAAACUCUGAACUGCUGGCUGCUGUCUAGCUGUGCACCUCUUGCGCCGCACCAGGGGUUCUUGGCGCUCGUGUCGCCAGCCAUGGCGCUGCCUUCCUCGACGCCGUCAGCCUCCGUUUCUCCGAUGCUGAUGAUGGCAUCGAGAGAAGGGGGGAGGAAGGAAUGCUCGGCUCUCCACAUCGUCGUCUUCCUCUCCUCAUCGGGUGCCAGCAGAUCAGUACCGCGAUCGCAAGCACAUCGGCGGACGUGACGCGACGCAGGGACGCCGGCCGGUGGCGAGAUUUGGGCGUCCGUUCAUCUGAGUGCGUACCCGCCCGCCGCUGCCAGACUGCCGUCCUCCGCCGAAGCCCGCCUUUCACGCCGAGCAUGUUCUCAAUCUGGACACAGGGGACGCAGCGAAAGCGAAGGCCUCCCAGGCUCCUGCGGUCCUGCCUUUGACGCCGGCCGCCGGAGACGCGAGGCGAGCGGCGACCGUAGCAGCGAAACCGUGGCGUCGCUUGCGCUGUAGCAGCUCAAUCUAGACCGCAGAUCAAAGGUCCAACGGCCCGUGUCGCAGCCUAUGGCAGCGUAGACCGCGGUCAACUAAACUAGCACAUUAGCCCCUCAUUUUGAUCUACAUAUAUUUAUAUAAAAGCCCCUAUUUUGAAUAGCGAAUUCGCGA
Setaria italica (foxtail millet) is the source of this 1796-nucleotide messenger RNA. RefSeq lists its product as uncharacterized. The coding region runs from base 559 to 963 and encodes 134 amino acids. The transcript has a single exon. The record is from RefSeq and is a predicted model, not a curated record. NCBI's taxonomy places the organism in Eukaryota, Viridiplantae, Streptophyta, Magnoliopsida, Poales, Poaceae.